AUGGUUCGCGGUGGUACCCUCACCGCCUACCUGGGCGCGGUGGACGAGCGCGUGACCGCUGCGGCGGUGGCCUGCUACUUCUCCACUUUGGGGCGCGAGCUGGAGCGGGGAACCUGCAACUACGAUGCGGAGCAGAUCAUCUGGGGCAUGGCGAAGCAUGGCAUCGACAAGCCGGACAUGCUCAGGGCGAGGGCGCCCAAAGCCACGGCGGUGAUCCUCACCUCCCACGACUGCUUCCCCAUCCUCGGGGGCCGCGAGGGCUUCGCCGAGGUGGAGGACGCCUUUCGCGCCCACGGGGACGCCAGCAAGCUCUACGCCAGCGAGGCGCCUGGCUUCCACGAGGUGACGGAGACCGGGCUGGAGGCGGUGAAGAUGUUUUUCGAGGAGGAGCUCCAACCAGCCUGGCGCCCAUCUGUGUCGGAGCCAACGCCGCUGCCCUGCAACAUGCUCUGGUUUGGCAACAGGGAGCUGGAGGUUGGUGCCAGUGCCGGGACAAAGCGGGAGUUAGUGCCGCAGAUGUUGCGGCGCCUCGCCCGGCCCUUGCUGGCGCGCUUGCGAGCUCGGCGCGCGCAGGCGGCUGCUGCAGGCAGCCGAUGGCUGUCUUCCUUACGCAGGGUCAGCGCCCGCGUGGCGCGAGUUCCUUCCGGCGCAGCUCAGGAGGUGGCGCUGGCUUCGGAUUCGACGAACCACAACACGCUGGUAGCUGCGCGUACGCAGUACUUCAGCUCCGGCAAGGAGGAAUGGUUCAUCCUCUACACGGAGGGCUCCUGUGCUGUCACGCUGCGCCUCUUCCAAAGCACCCGUGGCUUUCCAAAGGAGGAAGCCGUGGUGCUGAUUUUCGGCGGAGCCACGGACUUGAACCGAAGGCUCACGCAACAAGAGGACAUGCUGCUGAACGAAUUGCAGGACCGCGGCUUCGGGGCGGUGGCCAUUUGCGGCCUCUGCGGCCAGGGGGACGCGUUCUGGCGGGACGGGCUCUGGCAGUUUGCCCCGCUGCUGAUAGGCCAGACGCACACCGGCUUCCACGCCUCCGAGGUGUUGCAAACCGUGUCCUGGGCCUUCAGGCAGCUGCGCACGCGCAAGGCCGCGCUACAUGUGCCAUCAGGAUUGGGCGCCCUAGUGCUGCUUUGGCUGCCCAGCUUCUCAGACGUGGUCCGCGCCAGGGACCACCGCCUGCCGUGGCAGAUGCAGAUGCAUGGGGUGCUGGAGCACUACGACUUGUCGGACCUGGUGGCGGCGGUGAAGGUGCCCACGCUGGUGCUGGAGCCGAGGGGUGCGGCAAGGCGACCGCUGCCGCGGGGCGAGGCUUCUCGGAGCUUCCGCCUGGCGAGAAGAGCAAACAGAGGCCUGCGGAUUCUGGCAGGCCCCCUGAGCAAGGCUCGCCGUGCGCGCGAGAUCGCCUCCUUUGUCUCCGCCCGUCUCAAGCUCGGGGCAGUCGGCUGA
Messenger RNA from Effrenium voratum, 1443 nucleotides. The record is from the annotation of a GenBank genome assembly. NCBI's taxonomy places the organism in Eukaryota, Dinophyceae, Suessiales, Symbiodiniaceae.